Molecule: messenger RNA, 1280 nt
Organism: Tribolium castaneum (red flour beetle)
Lineage: Eukaryota; Metazoa; Arthropoda; Insecta; Coleoptera; Tenebrionidae
Exons: 2
Coding region: 84-950 (288 amino acids)
Source: RefSeq, a predicted model, not a curated record
GUUCUUGUCGGGUGUUUGUCAGCAGGAUUUGAGUGGAGUAAGUGUUGGUUGGUGUCCGGUGAACGUAGGAAGUGCGCGAGAAUAUGAAAUACCACGUUGUGACAAUUUUAAUUCUUGUCAUUUCGGACGGGCGCGGAUAUCCUCAAGGGGAGGCUCAGAUUUCAGAUGUGUCGGUGCAAAACCCGAGCUGGCACCAGGCCGAAGACGACAGUGACAUGUACCUGGAACCCCAAGAAUCCCGUGUAGAGGACACCGGCGAGCGUGAAGCCAGCCAACAGACCUUCUACCCAUCAUUCUCGCCGUUCCAGAAUCCACCUCUGGGCCACUCUCGGCCCUUUUUCUUCCAGCAGGAAGGAGCCUACAGCCAGCGACCCCAUGCCGGCUUCCAACACCAGCAGCUUUCCUACGACUCGCCCAGAUUCAGCGGAUAUAAGGACACAGGCUAUCGGACAGCGGCCAACGCUGAAGCGCGAGGUCUCCUAGGAUCAGGAAACUUCGGCGUAAUCCGCGGCGGCACUUUUUAUGACAAAGACUCCGACUCUGGUCAUUACGAAAGAGAUUACAGUCCGUUCUUUAAGAACGGUCACGGGAGACCCUCGUACCAUGGAGCGCCCAACCCCAGGCCCCAGCAGCACCAGCAGUUCGAGAACUUCAGAGAUUUUGCCGACAUUAACACACCCAAUUCGGCGUACUCGCAGUACGUUGUCGUUUAUGUGAAUAAAAACGCCACCAAGCAUCAUAAGGAUGUCACGAAGCCGAAGAACAUUAUCGAGAGUUUGGCCCUUUUAGACUCUGAAGUUACAACAACAGAAAUACCGAUGAAAAAAUUGUCCAAGUCGAAGGCCAAACUUGCGAAAUUGUUGCCUGAGAAGAAGCACAAGCUCAAGAAAAGUCCCAAGGAGUCGAAAGCUUCGCGAGAGUUGCAUGAACCGCUGCUCGCGCUCAGUUAAAGUGUAACUAGCUUUAUUAAACUGUUUAAAUGAGUUUUGUGUUAAUUAAGUGAUUUUAAUGGACGUUAGUACCUGACCAAAGUGCUGUCUGUACUGAGUACGUGUCGAAGUUUUAUUUAAGCUCAACAGUAUUAUUAAUUGUUUCUCUUAUUUCCUCGAUAAUUUAAUCUUAAUUGUCUUUAGCUAACAGAAAUUUGAGUUUAGGGUAAGAUAGAGUAGACGUUCAAUGACUGAUGAUUUGUUGUGACUACGGCAGUCACUUGCAGUUACCAUAAAAAAUGUUUCUUGUACAUUUGAAAUUGCAGUUUAAAUAAACAAUUUUUAUAUAAA